Molecule: messenger RNA, 1452 nt
Organism: Colletotrichum karsti
Lineage: Eukaryota; Fungi; Ascomycota; Sordariomycetes; Glomerellales; Glomerellaceae
Product: FAD binding domain-containing protein
Exons: 3
Coding region: 1-1452 (483 amino acids)
Molecular function (GO): FAD binding
Source: RefSeq, a predicted model, not a curated record
AUGUCCGCUCCGCCCCUGCCGAUCCUCUACGCCGAGGACACCCCCUUCACGGACUACUCCCUGGCGGUCUGGGGCCGCGUCUUCAACGCCCUGCGCGACUUCUCCCGGCGGCCCGUCGCCGUCGUGCGGGCCACGCACCGCGCGCACGUCGCGGAGGCCGUGAGGCUCGCCGCCGAGAAGGGGUGGCGCGUGAGCGUGCGCAGCGGCGGGCACAGCUGGGCCGCGUGGUCCGUCCGCGACGAGGCGCUGCUGCUGGACCUCGGGGGUCUCGGCAAGGACGACAUCGCGUAUGACAGGAGCACGGGUGUCGUGAGCGUGGCGCCGGCGAGGACGGGGAGGGAGGUGAACGGGUUCCUGGCGGGGCAGAUUGGCGGGCCCGGGGACGAGAGCGAGGAGGGCGUCGGGAGGUGGUUUCCUGGCGGCCAUUGCCCUGAUGUCGGGCUGGGGGGGUUCUUGUUGCAGGGUGGUAUGGGGUGGAAUUGCAAGAACUGGGGCUGGGCUUGCGAGAACAUCGAGGCCAUCGAAGUCGUCACGGCCGAUGGGCGGGAGCUCCGGUGCUCCGAGACGGAGAACGCGGACCUGUUCUGGGCGGCGCGCGGGUCCGGGCCCGGGUUCCCUGCCAUCGUCACCCGGUUCCACCUCCGGACCCGGCCCCUGACGGGCAUGUACCAGUCGCUGUACUUUUACUCCCUCGACCGCUUCGAGGAGAUCCUGAACUGGGUCAUCAAGAUCUGCCCGACGGCCGCCCCGACGACGGAGAUCGUGCUCUUGACCCUGACGCCGCCGGGGGCCGACUCCCCGCAGGUCAUGGCCAACUUCCUCUCCUUCGGCCCGAACCCGGAGCCGCUGAUCCCGCUGCACUCGAGCCACCCGCCGCGUCCCCUGGCGACCGUCUUCGCGAACCCGACGUCGCUGCCGCAGCAGUACGUCGACCAGGACGCGGCGAACCCGCCCGCGCACCGGUACGUCUCCGAGAACGCGUACGUCUCCAACGACGCCGACGUGCCCGCCGUGCUGAAGAAGGCCUUCACGACGCUGCCGACGCCGCAGUCGUUCGCGCUGUACUUCUCCAUGAACCCGUGUUCGCGUCGGCGGCAGCAGCAGCUCGGGGAGAAGAAGGACGCGGAGACGACGAUGCCGGACAUGGCGCUGAGCAUGCAGAGUGACCACUACUUCGCGCUGUACACCAUCUACCCGGACGCGGAGGACGACGAGAGGUGCCAGGGUUGGGUGAGCGACGUGAUGAAGGAGGUGGAGAGGAAGUCUGCGGGGAGCUACCUGGGCGAUGCCGACUUCCGGCUGCGUCGGACCAAGUUCUGGGGUGACGAGCAGGGCAAGAGGUUGAUGGAGGUGCGCAGAGCGUGGGAUCCGCAGGGCCGGAUCUGCGGGUACCUCGACGCUGACGACAAGAGCGGUGCGGAGGGGCUGAAGAACGAGUUCGAGUGGGCUUGA